This is a messenger RNA of Nicotiana tabacum (common tobacco), 1407 nucleotides long. RefSeq names its product RNA polymerase sigma factor sigD, chloroplastic. Gene Ontology annotation, biological process: regulation of DNA-templated transcription; DNA-templated transcription initiation. The record is from RefSeq and is a predicted model, not a curated record. Lineage: Eukaryota; Viridiplantae; Streptophyta; Magnoliopsida; Solanales; Solanaceae. Gene Ontology annotation, molecular function: DNA-binding transcription factor activity.
CCUCAAAAUAUAUGUACAGCGCAACCUCAAAAAAAAAAAAUCUUUUAACUUGAGAUUUCUAUGGCCAUGGCUGCGUGGUCAUGUUCAAACCAAUCUCCAGCUUCACUCUUUCCUUAUCCUUCAAAAUUCUCUACUAAACCCCUCAUCCAUUAUCACCCUCUAGCAAUUCUCUAUUGCCCCAAAAAUGGUUCUUUUUUGGACCCAAGUCAUGCAUUGGCAAUUGAAGCAAAAUCUUUGUUUUUUGAAACCGAUAUUGAGGAGGAGAGUAGCAGUAAGAUUGAGAUUAUUAAUGAGAAGAUUGAGUUAGCAUUGAGAAGAAAGAAAAGGAGGAAAAGAAGGUGUUAUUCAGAAUUUUUGGACAUGGAGAAAGAGGAUAAGAUUUCCAUUUCUAAACCUGUAAAGACAGGUCUCUACUUGACCCUUAAGGAAGAGUCAGAGUAUUCUUGGUAUCUCAAGGAAGAAGCAAGAAUCGAGACAUUGAGAAAGAGGGUUGAGGAAACAAGUGAGAUUGAACUAAAUCCAAAUCAAUUAGCUAAGGCUGCAGGAAUGAGCAGAAGAAGGCUAGAUAAGCUCUUGGUUAAUGCUAAGAUAUCACAAAAGAAGAUAAUUAAAUGCUAUAGAGGGCUUGUUGUAUCGGUUGCAGCUUCAUAUCAAGGCAAAGGAUUAAGCUUACAAGAUCUAAUUCAGGAAGGAAGCAUAGGUCUACUUCAUGGUGCUAAGAAGUUUAAUCCUAAGAAGGGUUAUAAGCUCUCUACUUAUGCUUAUUGGUGGAUUAGGCAAGCUAUUACUAGAGCCAUAGCAAACAAGUCUAGAGUUAUAAGAUUACCGGGGAGUAUAUCUGAGCUUGUGCCAAAGAUUUGCAACGCGAACACUGAGUUAAGCAGAAAGCUUCGGCGAAUGCCUUCCUACGAUGAAAUUGCAGAAGCUCUUGAUAUGGAUGUUUCAACUGUUAGACUAGUUAUCGAGAGAAACCGAGCACCAAUUUCCAUUGAUCAAAUAGUAACUAGCAAAGGCUACAUGUCAUUGCAGGAUAUCAUAUCAGGGCCUGAAGAUAUAAUACCAGAAGAAAUUGUGAAAAGACAAAUGAUGAAACAAGACCUGGAGAAGCUUCUGCACAAUGUGUUAUGUGAUAGAGAAGCAAAGAUUCUGAAAUUGCACUUUGGCCUCAAUGGAGAUACCCCUCAAUCUUUUGAGGAGAUUGGAAAAGUACUUAAGCUUUCGAGAGAAAGGAUCAGACAGAUUAAUUGCACUGCCUUGUCAAAAUUAAGAGAAAGUACUAUGUUAGACAGCUUUAAAAUGUACAUAACAUGAAUAUAUUCUGUAAAGGCAAGACAUAUUUUUAGCAUUAUCACACGCAAAAUUGAAUUGAUAUAUAAUAUAAAAGAUCGACAAAGAGUUAAUCAAUCA